GAGAGUGGAGAAUAGCCAAACCUACCAUCUAAACAAAAUUACUGUCCCUCUCCUCCUAAAAAAAGGUAGGUAAGAUGAUUUUUUGUUUCUUUUUCAAAGAAAAACCCAACAUAAAGGCCUAUUUUUGUUUCAAAGCAGACAUUUAUUAUAGCUUUUCCCUUGUAGCUUUCUUUCAGUAGUGGUAUUUCUUCUUCUUCUUCUUCUUCUUCUUCUUCUAUGUCAAAUAUUGAAAAGGAAAAUCCAUCCCAAAAUGAUCCUUUUUACUAUAAUGAGCAGAGAGGGAUUAUCCGGGGGUCAGAGUUCCCAUUCUUGAACGAUAACCACCCAUCUACGAUGUACAAUAAUCAACCAAAACUGAUGCAAACCUUACAACGCUCUGGUCCCUCUUACAUGAGCUUCACUGAGUGCUUAUCCAUGGACUAUAACACCUUAUCCACAGCCUUUGAUAUGCCUUGCUCUUCUUCUGAGGUUAUUAGCAGUCCCAUCCAACACUGUUCAGGUGCACCAUCGGGAAAAUCAUCAGCACCCACCAAUAAUGAAAACCCAUCUACCCCAGAUUCAUCAAUAUCUUCUUCAUCUAAUGAUACAGCAACCCAACAAGGCUCAGCCAAGACCAAAGAAAAGCAGCAGCAGCAACACCACCACCACCACCACCACCAAAAAGAAUCCCAGGAUGGCAAGCAAAAGUCUAAUAACAAAGUGAGCAAGACAAAGAAGAAAGAGAAACGAGAAAGAGAGCCAAGGUUUUCCUUCUUGACCAAGAGUGAGAUUGAUCACCUUGAAGAUGGUUACAGAUGGAGAAAGUACGGCCAGAAGGCAGUCAAGAAUAGUCCUUAUCCAAGAAGCUAUUACAGAUGCACCAGUCAGAAGUGCACAGUGAAGAAACGAGUAGAGAGAUCAUUCGAAGACCCAUCAAUUGUGAUCACUACGUACGAAGGGAAACAUAACCAUCAAUGCCCUGCAACUCUUCGAGCUAAUACUGCCGCAGGAAUUUUGUCACCUAAUUCGCUUCUGCCAUCUACAUCUUCAAUGAUGGCCCAUCGACCAACCUUUCCUCAGGACAUCUUCGCUCGCUUGCUUCCACCGUAUAAUAACCACCACCAAGGUGACCCUACUGCCAUGUUCUAUCCACAUCUAUAUGCUCCACAGCAGCAGCUUCCUGAUUAUGGCCUUUUACAAGAUUUAGUUCCCUCCAGCUUCCUCCCAAAACAGCACCCAUGAACUCUAUAUUGUUAGUCCCUUAAUUUGUUCACUAAUGUACUUUGAUUUAUAUAUUAAUUAGCUAAUUGCCAUAUAUGUAUUCUCCAUCUUCUAGUAAUCAGCUUUGCUCAUGAGCAAGUGAUGAUGCUAUUUCCCUUCAGGGAAUGCAUAGCAGUUUAUUCUACAUGCAUGUAUGGGCAAAACAGAAAAUGAGAACUUCAAUUGAGAAGAAGAUGGAGAUCAUAUUAAUACAUAGCUAGGAACUCUGGGAGGUGAAGUUAUUGCAAUGUCAGAAGGAUUAAGUAAUUGAUGGUAUACAUAUUAUAGUUUUUCUUAUUGAA
Messenger RNA from Hevea brasiliensis (rubber tree), 1541 nucleotides. Its product is annotated as WRKY transcription factor 71. The record is from RefSeq and is a predicted model, not a curated record. The coding region runs from base 217 to 1221 and encodes 334 amino acids. Lineage: Eukaryota; Viridiplantae; Streptophyta; Magnoliopsida; Malpighiales; Euphorbiaceae. The transcript has 3 exons. Gene Ontology annotation, molecular function: sequence-specific DNA binding; DNA-binding transcription factor activity. Gene Ontology annotation, biological process: regulation of DNA-templated transcription.